Cucurbita moschata (crookneck pumpkin) is the source of this 933-nucleotide messenger RNA. Its product is annotated as golgin subfamily A member 6-like protein 22. The record is from RefSeq and is a predicted model, not a curated record. The coding region runs from base 1 to 933 and encodes 310 amino acids. NCBI's taxonomy places the organism in Eukaryota, Viridiplantae, Streptophyta, Magnoliopsida, Cucurbitales, Cucurbitaceae. The transcript has a single exon.
AUGGAAGAAGAAAAGAUGGAAUGGAGAGAAAGGAUGACAGAAAUGCAGAUUGAACAUGAGAAAACGAUGAUGCAAAUGCAAGCUGCAAUCCCUUCAAAAUCCCAAAACAAUGGCGAAGAAGAAGCCCACGCAAUGGUGAAGAAGAAGCCCACGCGAUUAGUGAACGAGCCAAAGAAACUGCCAGAUCAUGAGGAAGAGAAUAGAGAUUCAGAGCAACAACCCAAAACUGCCCUGGAUAAAUCUGUGGAGAAGUCUCAGUUGCGUAUGUUGAAAUCCCAGAACGAGCGCCUUUUGAAGGAGAAAGUAGAGAUUGAAAAAGAAAAGAAAGAUUUAGAAAUGGAGAUUGAAAGGUUAGAGAAGGAAGUGGCUGAGCUGAGUGAGAGUUCUUUCCAUCUCAAACAGGAGAAGGAAGAGAAUAGGAAGAUAAUCUCUGAGUUUGUGAAGAAAAUUGAUGGUUUAUUAAUGCAGAUUGAUGGUUUAGUGGAAGAGCCAGUGAAGGAGGAGAAAGAUGUAGAGAUACUAACUCAACAGAGAGACUCACUUGACGUGAAUCUGAAUCGAGUCCAACAGGAGGCAGUGAGUUUACGACGCACAAUUGAGAUAAUCACUCAUGAUAAAACUGAAAUGGAGGAGGCAAAAGUGGAAGUAGAAAAUGUCGUUGUUGACUUGCGAAGGGAAUUGAGUAAACUGAAAGAAGCUAUGACGUCUUUGACUAAGUCGAGCGUGGUUGAGAACGGGAGAAAUGAGGAGUUACUGUCUCAAAUGUACUGUUUUCGAGAAGCCCCAAAUAAAGUUUCGUCAGAAAAAGACAAAUUUGUUGCUCGAGAACAAGGAGAGGAAAUUGAAGAAACCACGACUGAGCUCGAGAAAAUGAAAACGGCGCAAGUGGAGUCGUUGGAUAGAGCAUUUAAGUUUAUGGGGAGUUUUUUUUAA